AUGCCCCCAAUCGUGUCCAGACUAGCGACUGUCUUCCCAGCCGACCAAAUGGUCGAACUGCUGAAGCACAUAGACGAGAAUGUGCGGCAGAUAGUCUCCACCAUGCGGGAACAAGGAGCCGAGGUUCGAGGGAAGGUGGUAGUCCUGCUCGAAAAGUAUUUGGAAUUGCUCUCCGGGGCUCUGCGUGAAUGUAUGCUCUUCAGGAACUUCAUUGAGAUGUUAAGGAAGAAUCUUGAAGGGAUUGAGAAUAUCCUUACCCUUGUGAGAGACGGUACUGUCAGUGAGGUCCUGGCAGACCUUAGUCUGAAAAAGUACCUGCCAAGUUUCCAGAAGGAAGACCUGAAUUUUGCCUACCAGCUGAUGAGGGCUGACUUCGAUGUAGAGCAGGUCCAUCUGCCCACCCAAGCGGCCAAGGAGGCACUGCAUGACCGCAUCCAGGAGUACCGCGUUGAUCUCAGUACGAUAAAGGAUCGUAUUGGGGAGGUGAAAGGCGAGGGGGAGAAGUGCUCAAAAUCCUGUCAGGAGAUCACGAAGCAGUUCAAGGCAUUCCUUGAAGAGAUUAAGGAGACACAGGAGAGCAUCAGCAGUCUACUGGGACAACAUCGUAACCGAGAAACAGGGAUUUUAGUCGCAUCCCUCGCGGCCCUGGGAAUUUCUGUUGCAUUUCUUACAGCAUGUGUAGGAAGUGCCGCGACAGCUUGCUGUGCGGUGUUUCUUGAAUCGGUGGCCAAGGUCAUUCCAGCUGAGGUGGCAGGGGGGUUCGCCAUUACCAGCGGUGUGGCUUCUGUGGGCGCAGGUAUAGCAGCAUGGGGUCUACACAAAAACAAGCAAGGUUAG
Messenger RNA from Branchiostoma belcheri (Belcher's lancelet), 837 nucleotides. RefSeq lists its product as uncharacterized. The coding region runs from base 1 to 837 and encodes 278 amino acids. The record is from RefSeq and is a predicted model, not a curated record. Lineage: Eukaryota; Metazoa; Chordata; Leptocardii; Amphioxiformes; Branchiostomatidae. The transcript has 3 exons.